AAAGAGAAGGUAGUUAAGAAAAUAAUGAUAGUGAGUGUGAAUAAAAGGUAGGACUAGGAUAGGAGGGUGGAAGGAAAUAGGAUUUAUUAAGAUAGAUUUAAGAAGAAGGGAAGGGUAGCUGGUGUUGAAAGCUGUUGCGCUUGUGCCAGUAGUACUAAAGAAACUACAAACAACAAUAAACUCCGUCUCUCUUCUCUUUAUUUCCUUCGCUUCCCUACCCUAUUCUCAAACAAAUUCUAUCUUGCAUCGCACCAAUAUUGAAAUCAUGGUACUGCAAGGGUUGUGAAAGCUAGAUACUAAUUAGAGGUCGUUUAAAGAAAGAGAAACCAUAGUAUAGAUUUGAUCUAAUUGAUUAUUAGAAUUUGAUGAUUUAAUUAAGCGCAGAAGUUGCCUUGGUGUGUGAGGGACAAGAGAGAGAGAGAGAGAGGGGGGGGAUCGGAAAAGAUGUCAUCAUCAUCGAAUUCGCCGUGCGCGGCGUGCAAGUUCCUGAGGCGAAAGUGCACGCAAGAGUGCGUGUUCGCGCCGUACUUUCCGCCGGACAACCCUCAGAGGUUUGCUUACGUGCACAAGGUUUUCGGCGCCAGCAACGUGGCCAAGCUCCUCAACGAGCUCAGCGCGGCGCAGCGAGACGACGCCGUAAAGUCCCUCGCGUACGAGGCGGAGGCGCGUCUCCGGGACCCCGUCUACGGCUGCGUGGGCCUCAUCUCCGUCCUCCAACACAAGCUCCGGCAGAUCCAGGUGGAACUCAACAAUGCCAAGAAGGAACUCGCCACCUAUAUUGGCCCACAAGCCUUUCAGCCCAUGCCCGGCCCCAUUCUCCAACACCACCCCAACAACCCUUUCCCCUCUCCCCUCUACGCCAACAUGGCGGCGGCCGCUCCCGCCGCUCACGGAGGCCAGUUGAUCAUCCGCGACGCCCAGCCUCCGCCGCCGCAGCAGCAGUCGCAGAUCUUGGAGGCCCAGCAGUUGGCUGCGGCUGUCGCCGCAAGAGAGCAGCAGGAGAUGUUUAGAAGCUACGAGCACCAACAGCAGCAGGAGUUUCUACGGUUCAGUGGUGGGUUCGAUGUGGGUUCGGCUUCUUCUGCUGGUGGGUUCAGCCAGGUGUCCCAACCUGCUGGUUCUGCUGAUCAGUUGUCUCCUUCGUUGGCUUUGGGACACUUCGACAACGCUUAUCACAUGCAACAACCACAACAAGGAGACCCUCAUCCUCAUUCUCAUCAUAUUCCCUUUGAGGCUCAGCUUCUUCAACUCCCUCCGCAGCAAAAGCAAGGGCAGCAACAAACCCAGCACCAGCAGUCGCAGCUGCCCCUUCAGUCUGAGAACGACGAGUGUAGGAGUGUUGGUCCAUCUUGUUGAUUUCCAAUUUUGCUGCCGCUGCGCCUUUAUGCUUUUUCAUCAAACAAUUUUCAGCCUAGUUCUUACCUGCCGGCCGGAUUCAAAUGGAUAGCAAGAGAGAGGGGGUGAAGCACACGUGCGAGAUUCAUUAAUCCGCUUCAGUUUGCUUGCCUUUGAAGGAGACUACCAAUGUAGAAACAACUGCAAAAGUAAGAUAUUCACUGAUCUUGGGGAUCUAUUGUCUUCUUCUUUUAUUUUUUCUUAAACAAUUUAAAGCAGUAGCUAUGCUUUGUCUCUUUUCUUUUUGUCAAAAACUAAAUUGUAAAUCAGAAUUGUUCAGAAUGCUCUUAAAGGCAAAGGCCUUUAUCUCCGUCCUGUUUUGUCAAAUCCUUUCUAUCACCUUUAGAUUUAAGUGUGGAAGAAAGAUUUGCAACACACUGCUAUCCGAUACAUUUGAGUAAA
Messenger RNA from Cajanus cajan (pigeon pea), 1797 nucleotides. RefSeq names its product LOB domain-containing protein 10. The record is from RefSeq and is a predicted model, not a curated record. NCBI's taxonomy places the organism in Eukaryota, Viridiplantae, Streptophyta, Magnoliopsida, Fabales, Fabaceae.